Messenger RNA from Seminavis robusta, 1650 nucleotides. Lineage: Eukaryota; Bacillariophyta; Bacillariophyceae; Naviculales; Naviculaceae. The record is from the annotation of a GenBank genome assembly.
UCAGUUUUCCGCGUAUUAGUACAUGCAGAGAUGCAGCCACAACAACACGACAACUACCAGAUGAAACCUCAUUGUAGUAUCUUGAUCGAUAGAUUCCCUUGACUUCACACAGGAAUUACGGUACCGGUACCAUAAGCUCCACUUCAGUGGCUCAACAACUCCUCCCUUGCAAACCGAGUUUGUCUACGAAGCGCUUACUGUAUCUCAUCACGAUACCACACCUCCACGCGCGCCCCUCACAGUGGAGAAUCCACGGUACUGGUACCAGUAUCGGGACCACAAGAAACGAGCGGAAACUGUAUUAUUGUCACCCAUCCCACGGGCAUCCACCAUAAUUUCUCUUGUGCUGUGAUUGUCAUUGAUGAAACAUGAGCCAGGAGAAACGUCGCUGCCCCUCUGACUACUCCCUUGAGGAGCUGGAAGAGCUGGAAAUGGAGUUGAAACGAAGACGAAUGGAAUCCAAUGAACCGCCCGCUUCCAUCGCCGCCACAGCCAACAACAACACUACCAACAACGACAACAAAGGCACUUUAAGCAUCCACACUUCACGUAGCAUUCUUUGGGACUUGCUUCAGUCAAGAUCUGAUUUUGAAAUAAUAAGAACUCUUCACGUGAAUGAUGCCAUGGUUUUGUUGCGGCAGCAUCCAUCGUUAGUAACCAAACCCUUUCAGGGACGAUCAGUGCUGUCAUUUUUUAUGCGCAAUGAUGUUCCAAGCUCAAUUAUCCAGGAGCUUUGUGCCAUGUGGAAAUCCAUCAAUCCUCAAAAUGAUGAAGAUGAAGAUUGGCAAAGCACUGGUUUUGAAGAGGAACCAAACUUUGUAUUGGAUGCUUGCAGAUACUGCUCCAAUCCAGACACUUUUCGGCUUCUUGUGAAGGAGUUUCCAGAUCAAGCUGCUAUUGAGGAUGGUCCAUGUGAGCUGUUUCUCAAGCGAUGUGAUUACGAUGACUAUGAUGACUUCGAUUGUGAGCCAAGGCCACCGGGUCAAGAGGCCACCGAGAUUUUUCAAGUGUUAUUCGAAAGCUACCGGUACGAGGCAAAGGACCUAAAGCUGGGCUGUGAUGUUCGAGAUCUCAUUCUUGGAUGUUGUUAUGAUCAGGAAUUGUCUGAUCUUCUUUCCACUGUAGUGUCCAAAGUCUUUGAAGAACGGAAGCUGGAGUUGACGUUUCACCCAGUGGGAUACAAACGCAACUCAACGAGCAAAACUAUUCCUUCCAAAGUUAACACACUUUCAACUAGAUGGAAUUUGCAAUUAUGGCGAGCGCAACAUUGAAUGCUUCCAAUCCAAACUGGGUAUGUUGUGUGAAGUGACGCCCACACGAUUGAUACAUCUGCACCUUUCUGUGCUUUCUGAUUUCAUCCACCAAAAUGGAAUUGACCUAGUUCUCGAGGCUGUACAGUCAUGCCAAACCUCAAGGAUCUCAGCUUGGAACCAUCACAUUAUGUGAGUUCUACAACUGCCAGAGAUGCCCAAGCAGUCUGCAAUCUUUACCAGGAGAUUCUUCUUCUUUGGACAAACAAUCUGGAAGCCUUCAAUGUAACAGUGCUUCCACAAACUGAUGGACCAGCAUUGAGCAAGCUGCUUCGGGCUGCUUUUGCCAAGCUCAGAUCAUUUGUCUUGGCUGGGUAUAGACAGAAUGAUGAUGCGUGCG